AAGUUUUUGGAUGCAAGAUGUGAAUUAUCAGGUUGGUAAUGCUAACAAUAUUAGGCCUCAAGUGCAUCCUUGAGGCACGCCACCGUUGGCAAAAGAUCUGCUCAACCAACUAAUACAGCGCCAUUAUUCAGUACUAAAAGACUCUAUCUAAUCAUUUGGAAAGGGCAACGCCAGAUGAUCUUUACGAUAUGUUUCGUGUAGUCGUAAUCGACUGCUGCCGAAAUGUGGUCAAUAAUAAUAAUCCUUCUAAUUAUCGUGUUGGUCCUGCUGGCCUAUUUGGACACGAGGAAACCGAGGCAUUUUCCGCCAGGUCCGGUCUGGUUGCCGAUUUUGGGAUGUGCUUGGGAAUUGCGGAGGCUGCACAAGGAGAAGGGCUCGUUACCUGAGGCGACGCAAGCGUUGGCGACAAAGUAUGGUCCGGUGGUUGGGGCGCGAGUAGGCCGCGAACGUGUCGUUUUCGUCUACGGAUGGAAGGCGAUCGACGAGCUGCUUUCCAGAGAUGAGCUCAACGGUAGACCGGACAACGUCGCCACUACGAGUCGAACUGGUGGCAAACGGAGAGGGGUCCUCUUUACGGACUCCGAAUGUUUACAAGAGCAAAAGAGGUUCGUAUUUCGACACUUUAACGAGGCUACUUUUCGAAAAGUGGUCAUGCGAGAGAUGAUUAAGGAAAAGGUGGGAUCUAUCAUUGAUGAUGUCACGAGGGCGAUCGAAAAGGACCCCGUGGUCGACAUGUACUGUUUCUUUCGGAUUCAUGUGUUGAGCGCGUUUUGUUUACUAAUAACAGGCCAGACAGGCAACCAACAGGAAUUGAGCGAAUUGGAGGCCAUCGUUGCGGAUUUUGCUCGGAAUGUUCCCUUGGCCGGUCCGGUAUUCGGCAUGUUUCCGUUUUUGAGGCACAUUUGCCCCGAAUAUUGUGGAUAUAACGUGUAUGUAGGGAUUCAUGAAAAAAUAUUGACGUUCUUCCACAAAAAGGUAGAGCUUCUCAGGGAUGCUGCCCCUAACCGAGGUUUUAUUCACGCAUACCUAGACAAACUAAAUUCUGCCCAAAGCGGUGGCAGCUUCUCUCAAGAGCAACUGCUGGCCAUUUGCUUAGACCUUGUGACUGCCGGCUACGAUUCCAUUUGCAGUACCCUAAAAUUUACCUUCUUGUAUCUCAUACUGAAUCCAGAUAUUCAAAAAAAAGCGCAAGAGGAAAUCGAUACCGUUCUUCAGGGGAGGCCGCCUACUAUAGAGGAGAAACCGCACCUACCGUAUGUUGAGGGUAUAGUUUUGGAAUCCUUGCGGAUGUUCACGGGCAGAUCCCACUUUGUGCCUCGCAGGGCGACCAAGGAUACACAAUUUAACGGCUACUUCAUUAGAAAGAAUACCACCUUACUUUUGAACCAUCGAGGUACGCUCAUGGAUGAAGCUGCCGGUUGGCAAAACCCGGACGAUUUCGAUCCCGGUCGCUUCCUGCGGGACGGUCGCGCGAAGAUUCCGAACAAUUUCAGUCCGUUCGGUUUGGGCAAGAGGAGAUGCGUGGGGGAGGUCUUUGCUCGCGAAAGCAUUUUCCUCGUAGUCGCCGGGCUUCUUCAAGCGUUUAAGUUCGAGACCGUGCCUGGAAAUCCUACAACGGUAGAAACUGUCGAGAACUUUGCUCCGUCAUGCCAAACUUACAAGACAUAUGUUACAUUGAGAUAAAACUCUCCUGAUGCAUCGAUUAUAAAACCGAAACCAAUAAAUAGAAUAGUAGUUCG
Messenger RNA from Photinus pyralis (common eastern firefly), 1739 nucleotides. Its product is annotated as probable cytochrome P450 303a1. Gene Ontology annotation, molecular function: iron ion binding; heme binding; oxidoreductase activity, acting on paired donors, with incorporation or reduction of molecular oxygen, reduced flavin or flavoprotein as one donor, and incorporation of one atom of oxygen. The record is from RefSeq and is a predicted model, not a curated record. Lineage: Eukaryota; Metazoa; Arthropoda; Insecta; Coleoptera; Lampyridae. Gene Ontology annotation, biological process: xenobiotic metabolic process. Gene Ontology annotation, cellular component: cytoplasm; intracellular membrane-bounded organelle. The coding region runs from base 223 to 1683 and encodes 486 amino acids. The transcript is spliced from 3 exons.